This is a messenger RNA of Brassica oleracea var. oleracea, 1818 nucleotides long. RefSeq names its product probable pectate lyase 1. The record is from RefSeq and is a predicted model, not a curated record. Gene Ontology annotation, molecular function: pectate lyase activity. Bases 178 to 1473 code for a protein of 431 amino acids. Lineage: Eukaryota; Viridiplantae; Streptophyta; Magnoliopsida; Brassicales; Brassicaceae. The transcript is spliced from 5 exons.
ACGUCUCUUUUUCAUGUCUGUCUUUUUUUCCUCUCUUUUUUUUCUUUUUUCACCUCUCUAUAUUCUAUAAGAAGGCCAAUAUAUCUCCAAGCUCGUACAUUCACUGUCUUUGAACUCUCACUCCUCUGCUCUAAUUCUCUCGAACCAUAAUAAACACUCUGCUCAGCUUCUGCCUCAAUGGUGGUUCUUCCAACAUGGAUUUUAGCUAUGAUAUGUCUACUCUUCUUCGUGGGAGCAAUGGACAACAGUACACACGACAAGAUCUCAUCUCUCUCCAGAUCGGACGAAAUCGAAUGGAACAAGCAUGCAGUGACGAAUCCGGAUGAAGUAGCUGACGAAGUUAUCGCCUUGGCUGAAAUGAGUGUAAGAAACCACACCCAGAGGAGGAAGCUAGGUUACUUUACUUGCGGAACAGGCAACCCAAUCGACGAUUGUUGGCGAUGCGAUCGCAACUGGCACAAGAACCGCAAACGCCUAGCGGACUGUGGUAUCGGAUUUGGAAGAAACGCGAUCGGCGGUCGCGACGGGCGUUUCUACGUAGUCACUGACCCAAGAGACGAUAACCCGGUUAACCCUAGACCGGGGACAUUACGUCACGCCGUGAUCCAAGACCGACCACUAUGGAUCGUUUUCAAACGUGACAUGGUGAUUCAGUUAAAACAGGAGCUGAUCGUAAACAGUUUCAAAACGAUCGACGGACGUGGCGCAAACGUUCACAUAGCUAACGGCGGUUGCAUCACGAUUCAGUAUGUGACGAACGUCAUCGUCCAUGGAUUGCAUAUUCAUGACUGUAGACCGACCGGUAACGCUAUGGUUAGAAGCUCAGAGACGCACUUUGGGUGGAGAACGAUGGCUGAUGGUGAUGCCGUUUCCAUCUUUGGAUCGAGUCAUGUUUGGAUUGAUCACAACUCGUUGUCUCAUUGCGCUGAUGGGCUUGUGGAUGCAAUCAUGGGCUCCACCGCGAUUACAAUCUCUAACAACCACAUGACUCACCAUAACGAGGUUAUGUUGCUCGGACAUAGUGAUUCUUACACGAGGGACAAAGCUAUGCAAGUUACCAUUGCUUAUAACCAUUUUGGAGUCGGACUUAUUCAAAGAAUGCCAAGGUGUCGGCAUGGGUACUUCCAUGUCGUGAACAACGACUAUACUCACUGGGAAAUGUAUGCGAUCGGUGGAAGUGCAAACCCAACAAUCAACAGUCAAGGAAACCGCUACGCCGCCCCUAAAAAUCCUUUUGCCAAAGAGGUGACCAAGAGAGUGAACACACCGACGGGUCAUUGGAAAGGAUGGAAUUGGAGAACCGAAGGAGAUUUGCUUCAGAACGGAGCUUACUUCACUGCUUCAGGAGUCGCUGCAUCUGGUAGCUACGCACGUGCCUCUAGCCUGGCCGCUAAAUCUUCUUCAUUGGUCGAUACAAUUACUUCUGACGCCGGAGCUCUACCAUGUCGCCGAGGACGUCAAUGUACCUCAUAGUUGUUUUUAACCUCCUACCGACACCAUAACCACCACAAUUCAUAACCAUUUUCUAUUAUAUUUAGACAAAAGUGUACAUUCUCACACAUUUGUCAAUUAAAAGCCUAUUGUCUCUUCUUUUUUUCGUCUGUGUUUGUGUCAAUUUUUCUCAACCUCGGGUUUUCUUGCUUCAACCGCAAGUUAACACAAGAAAAGGAAAUAAAAAAACUUUUCAUGUAAAAGAGAAACUCCCGAAGUGUUGUUGGUUCUGUCUGAUCAACUCGUAUACCCAGAAAAAAAAACAAGAAUGUUAAUGUCUAGUUUUUUCUUUUGUGUGUUCUUCUGGUUUAUUAUUAAAUAUAGUGU